AGGCGGCAAGAUGGCCCCGGCGGCGGCGGCGUUGAUCCCGGAGUCGGCCUGUCAUCCGCGCUGGCCUUAGCGCGCGCGCGUAUGUACGUUACGUGCUCUUUACCCGGGACCCGCAGUCAUACGGUGAUUUCGCGCGUGACGCGACGCUUACCCGGACAGUCCGAUCGAGGAUCGCGAUGAGUGUCGAGAGUGCGAACCAAGGAAUCUGACGGAGAAAAAGAGAAAGAGCUAGGAAUUCUCUCCAUCUGGACACGUGGCGUGGCGGUCUCUUGCUUCGCAAAAAGGCUCCUUUUCACGGCCGAAGAUUGCUGCGCAACUGCCCCUCGGCAACGAUUGUGUCGAUUAAUCCGCAUCGCAGAGAGAGGCACCCAGGCGAUAAAGGGUGGCGAUCUUGGAAUUAAGGGCGACCGGAUAUAACGCCGCCACCAUGAUCGUGGACGAUAAACAGGAAAUGGAAGGCUUCUGGAUCAGCGGUGCGAUCCACGCGAUCAAGGCUCUAUCGUAUGUGUACGACUUGUUGACGUUCCCCGUAUAUCUCAUACUUCAGCGACCCUGGGAGAAGCGCAAGGCUUCUAGGAGAAUCAAGGCUCGUCCGAUAUCUAAGGAUGAUUGUCAGGUCACUUACAGAAGCGUCGAUCCCCCGGGGUCGAUGCACAUUAUGCUUGAACGUGAAAAGGUCGAUACUUUGGAAAAAGUACUUCUCUGGGUUGUUAAAAUGCACGGUGACAAGAGAUGUCUUGGUACCAGGCAAAUCUUAGCGGAGGAGGAUGAGCCUCAACCUAACGGUAGAAUCUUCAAGAAGUAUAAAAUGGGAGAGUACAAAUGGAAAUCUUUCAACGACGUCGAUAGGUUGGCCAUUUCCUUCGGUCGAGGUUUAGUGGAACUGGGUAUGAAGCCACGCAAAAAUGUCGUUAUUUUUGCUGAAACAAGAGCAGAGUGGAUGAUUGCCGCACAUGCAUGUUUCAAACAAAAUUUCACGGUGGUAACCAUUUACGCGACCUUGGGUGAUGAAGCCAUCGCUCAUGGUAUUAAUGAAACCGAGGUGGAUACUGUCAUUACUAGCCAUGAUCUUUUGCCCAAGUUUAAGCGGCUGCUAGAGAUGGUGCCAGAGGUCAAGACGAUUAUUUACAUGGAAGAUCAACUCAAAUCGACUGAUACCAAAGGCUACAAGGAAGGGGUGCGGCUGGUACCCUUCUCCGAUGUUGUCAAAAUGGGCAAUGAAUCAAAGGCGAGCAGUACUUCGCCAAAAAGUAGUGACACGGCCAUAAUUAUGUACACGUCUGGUUCGACUGGAGUACCGAAAGGCGUAAUUCUCUCUCAUAAAAAUAUCAUAAGCACCCUGAAAGCGUUCUCUGACGCGGUACAGAUUAGAUCGGACGAUGUUUUUCUCGGUUUCUUACCAUUGGCUCAUGUUUUUGAGCUUUUGGCUGAAAGCGUGUGUCUUUUGAACGGAGUACCCAUUGGUUAUAGCUCGCCGCUUACACUGAUCGAUUCAAGUAGCAAAAUUCAAAGAGGAUCAAAGGGUGAUGCCUCCGUCCUACAUCCAACUUGCUUAACCGCGGUACCGCUUAUUCUCGAUCGCAUCUCUAAAGGAAUAAACGAAAAAGUGAAGAAGUCUGGUCCGUUUAGGCAAGCCAUCUUCAAUUUUGCAUAUGAAUAUAAGCUGAAAUGGACAAAGCGGGGCUAUGAAACACCUCUCUUCGACAAGUAUAUUUUUGGAGCUGCGAAACAGGUGCUUGGUAGUCGCGUUAGGCUUGUUCUUAGCGGAGGCGCUCCUCUCAGUCCAGACACUCACAAUCAAGUGAAACUUUGUUUAUGUGUCACCGUAACUCAAGGAUAUGGUCUCACGGAAACGAGUUCUUGCGCAACUGUUAUGGAUAUGUAUGAUAGAACUACCGGAAGAGUUGGAGCACCAACUACGGUUUGUGACAUCCGUUUAGAGAAUUGGGAAGAAGCCGGUUAUCGAGUUACAGAUCAUCCACAUCCCAGAGGAGAAAUUGUAAUUGGUGGCGAUAUUGUUUCCGCGGGUUACUAUAAACUGCCGGAUAAAACGAAGGAAGAUUUCUUUCAAGAAGACGGCAGACAAUGGUUCCGAACGGGCGACAUUGGCGAAUUUCAUCCGGAUGGUUCUAUUAAGAUUAUCGACCGGAAAAAGGAUUUGGUUAAACUACAGCUCGGUGAAUACGUUUCCUUGGGUAAAGUAGAGUCCGAAUUGAAGACUUGUCCCGUCGUGGAAAACAUUUGUGUCUACGGAGAUGCGAAUAAAGCAUAUACUGUGGCGCUAGUCGUACCUAAUCAACAAUAUUUAGAAGAAAUAGCUACAAAUCAAGGUAUAACCGGAAAGAGUCUUGAGGAACUCUGUAACGAUCCACAAAUCGAGAAAGCGGUACUUCAAGAACUUGUGGAGCAAGCAAAGAAAUGCAAGCUUCAGAGAUUCGAAAUACCUGGUGCAGUCAAAUUAUGCGCGGAACAAUGGUCUCCUGACAUGGGUUUGGUAACCGCGGCAUUUAAACUCAAGAGGAAAGCGGUUCAGGAACGUUAUCAACAUGAAAUUAAUAGAAUGUACGCUUCGUGAUGUUCCGCCAUAGGGUGUACCAAAUGCUGCGUAUAAUUAUGGGGAUAAAUCUAAAAAAAAUCAUCUUGUCCACAGUAGACGGUACCUCGAUAAUCCUCAAAUAUAUAUAAGGUACGUCAUAAGCUCAUGUCACACCGAUUAUGCCGUAUGUGGCAGGCUUAUGGUAUUCGCAUGUGCAA
This is a messenger RNA of Camponotus floridanus (Florida carpenter ant), 2754 nucleotides long. RefSeq names its product long-chain-fatty-acid--CoA ligase 4 (gene Acsl). Gene Ontology annotation, cellular component: endoplasmic reticulum; lipid droplet; plasma membrane. Gene Ontology annotation, molecular function: palmitoyl-CoA ligase activity. The record is from RefSeq and is a predicted model, not a curated record. The transcript has 9 exons. Lineage: Eukaryota; Metazoa; Arthropoda; Insecta; Hymenoptera; Formicidae. The coding region runs from base 428 to 2575 and encodes 715 amino acids. Gene Ontology annotation, biological process: long-chain fatty-acyl-CoA metabolic process; neuron differentiation; long-chain fatty acid metabolic process.